Molecule: messenger RNA, 972 nt
Organism: Aspergillus chevalieri
Lineage: Eukaryota; Fungi; Ascomycota; Eurotiomycetes; Eurotiales; Aspergillaceae
Product: carbon-nitrogen hydrolase family protein
Exons: 3
Coding region: 1-972 (323 amino acids)
Molecular function (GO): catalytic activity
Source: RefSeq, a predicted model, not a curated record
AUGGAUCAGAAAGUACGCGUCGCCGCCGUCCAAGCAGAGCCCGUCUGGAACGACCUCGAAGGAGGUGUCCAGAAAACCAUUUCCAUCAUCGAAGAGGCAGCGACAAACGGUGCCCAGGUGCUCGGGUUCCCUGAGGUGUUCAUCCCUGGGUAUCCUUGGAGCAUGUAUGCAAAAUCGCCGUUUGACAAUAGCGGUUUCAUGCUCGAAUACAUGCAGAACUCAAUGUCAAGGGAUUCCCCGCAGAUGGCGCGUAUUUGCGCUGCAGUGAAAAGGGCUAGCUUGUUUGUUGUGUUGGGUUACAGUGAGCGGGAUAAGUGCUCUAUGUAUAUCUCUCAGGCCUUCAUCAGCCCCUCCGGCGAAAUCAUCCACAACCGCCGCAAAAUCAAACCAACUCACAUUGAACGCGCCUACUGGGGAACCGGCGAAGGCGACUCCCUGCAAACUGUCAUUCCAACGCCCCUCGGCAAAAUCGGCGCCCUAAACUGCUGGGAACACAGCCAGCCACUACUCCGCUACUACGAGUACUCACAAGACGUCGACAUUCAUGUCGCCAGCUGGCCUGCAAUGUGGGACGCACUGGGGUCCAUCAAGCAGAAGGGGAGCUAUCAGGCCAGCGGGACGAUGAGCCGGACUCUAUCGCAGACGAUGGCGUUUGAGGGUGCGUGUUGCGUGCUUGUUUGUAGUCAAAUUAUGACGGGGAGUAAUGCGGAGAUGAAUGGGGUGGACGGCUGGGGGUAUCCGAUGUUUCCUGGGGGUGGGUUUUCGCAGAUUUUCGGAUUCGAUGGGGAGCCUUUGUGUGAGGUGUUGGGGGCGGGUGAGGAGGGGAUUUUGUAUGCAGACGUUGAUUUAAGGGGGAAGUUGAAGGCGAAGCAGUUUCUGGAUGUUGUUGGGCAUUAUUCGCGUCCGGAUCUUUUGAGUUUGCGGGCUGAUACGCGGGCUUCACGGCCGGUACACUACGCCAAUGAGCCGUAG